AUGCCUAACUAUGUAAAAUUCAUGAAAGAUAUUCUUAAAAGGAAGAGAAGGUUAGGAGAAUUUGAGACAGUGGCUCUUACCAAGGAAUGUAGCUCAUUCUUGCAAAACAGGCUGCCACCGAAGAUGAAAGAUCCUGGGAGUUUCACCAUUCCAUGUACCAUUGGUAAUUCUUAUUGUGGCAUGGCAUUAUGUGACUUGGGUGCUAGUAUAAAUCUGAUGCCUAUGUCUGUGUAUAGACAAUUGGGGAUUGGUGAGGUCCGACCUACCACAGUGACUCUACAACUUGCAGAUAUAUCUCUUGCUUAUCCAGAUGGGAAGAUUGAGGAUGUCUUGGUAAAAGUUGAUAAGUUCAUUUUCCCAGUUGAUUUCAUUGUGUUGGAUUAUGAGGCAGACAGGGAGGUACCAAUCAUUCUAGGGAGGCCUUUUCUAGCUACUGGUAGAACUUUGAUUGAUGUGCAGAAGGGUGAACUUACUAUGAGGGUUCAAAAUGAGCAGGUGACUUUCAAUGUUUUCAAGGCUAUGAGAUUUCCAGAUGAGGUCGAAGAGUGUUCUGUGGUUUCAGUGGUAGAUUCUUUGGCUUCAAAGGAAUUAGAAAACAAUUUUGAUGAUCCUCUAGAGAGACUCUUGAUGUUUGAUUCACAUGCAGAUGAUGAGGAUGAAUACUUGGCUUGGCUAGAAGCUAGCUCACAAGGAUUCCAUACAAGAAAGCAUUUUGAAUCUUUGGAGCUCUCCUCAAGGUCUUUCGCAGCCCCUAAACCAUCAGUGGAAGAGCCUCCGGAGUUGGAAUUAAAAGCUUUACCCUCACACUUAAGAUAUGCUUAUUUGGGUAAGUCUUCCACCUUACCUGUGAUUGUUUCACCUGAGUUAAGUAUGGAGCAAGAAGAAAAGUUGCUGGAUGUAUUGAGGAAGUUCAAGAAGGCCAUUGGGUGGACCAUUGCAGACAUAAAGGGUAUUAGUCCUUCUCUAUGCAUGCAUAAGAUUCUGUUAGAAAACCAUGAAAAAGGGUCUAUUGAAGGGCAAAGAAGACUAAAUCCUAUCAUGAAAGAGUGGUGA
This is a messenger RNA of Humulus lupulus (European hop), 1053 nucleotides long. RefSeq lists its product as uncharacterized. The coding region runs from base 1 to 1053 and encodes 350 amino acids. The transcript has a single exon. NCBI's taxonomy places the organism in Eukaryota, Viridiplantae, Streptophyta, Magnoliopsida, Rosales, Cannabaceae. The record is from RefSeq and is a predicted model, not a curated record.